Messenger RNA from Arachis stenosperma, 1396 nucleotides. Its product is annotated as PIGF/3-ketodihydrosphingosine reductase fusion protein-like. Gene Ontology annotation, cellular component: endoplasmic reticulum membrane. Bases 326 to 1138 code for a protein of 270 amino acids. The transcript is spliced from 8 exons. The record is from RefSeq and is a predicted model, not a curated record. Gene Ontology annotation, biological process: GPI anchor biosynthetic process. Lineage: Eukaryota; Viridiplantae; Streptophyta; Magnoliopsida; Fabales; Fabaceae.
UUGGUUUUGCUGAAAGAGAUGAUAUCAGAGUACGGGAUCCACUAGAACCUUACGUUCUAAGAAGCUCUCCUUAUGAGAGAACUCGCUCUCCUGCUGAGUGAGGGUCUGCGUUAGGACUUAGGACCUUCUUGUUUAUUUGAAUGUGGUCAAAUGAAUGUAAUAAGAUGAUUUGGAUCUUGGAAUAAGGUGAGCGAGUGAGUGGAUUUUUUUUUGGUGUAGUAAACGGGGCCUAGGCCCAAGAAAAGGAUUAGACAGUAAUAUUUGAGUGAGUGGAAUAAUAUGGUUUGCGAGAGUAAAGUGAACAUUAAAAGCCCAACUUAAUUGUAUGGGCCAAGCCCAAGAAAAGUCAACAUUCCUUAACACUACAGCUUCGGAUCCCGGAGUGGCAGUGUUCUCCUCCAUGGAUCGCCGGAAAAAGAGAGAGAAAACGACGGUAACUAAACCUUCAACGGUAGAUGCCCCCUUGACACCGAAAAUCUCACCUUCAGAGGCAUUCAUCGUCACACUUUCUUCCGUUUUGGGGUUAGGUUUAGCGUUCUAUGUAGCUAAUAGUGGCUUCUCUAUAGACCUCGUCACUGAUCCUUCUCGCACCAUCUUCUUCAUCUGGCUUGUGGAGCUUCCAAUUGUGAUCCUUCUCUACAGUCGCUAUCGACAGAAUCCCCGGCAGUGCAUGUGUUUGGUUUUCGUGUGUCAUGUGCAGUACCUGCGAGCCGUUGGACGUGGCUUGCUAGCAGUUCCAAUAGGGGCGCUACUAAAUUGUUUAGGAGCUAUUGCUUUGGGGGCACCUGUCACAUUUCAGUUUCUCCCAAAGACUGUAAAUUGGUCUCUUAUGAUGUCAUUGUUCACAACGGUUCCAGCAUCAUGUGUUCUUGGUUCAUCAUGGGCUCAUUGGAAGCGGAUCUUUGCACAAACACAGCCAAAUGGAUCUGUAGAGUAUUUGAUUUGUUUGCCAGCUCAUGGAGCAGUUAUUGGGGGCUGGUUUGGGGCUUGGCCAAUGCCACUUGACUGGGAGAGGCCAUGGCAGGAAUGGCCUAUUUGUGUGAGCUAUGGAGCAAUAGGUGGGUACAUGGUGGGAUUGGUAGCAUCAUGUGUCUUUGUUCUUGCUCAUGCUAGAUCGCAGCAUGUCAAACAAACGUGAAGUCCCGAUUGGCCACAGGAAAAUUUGAUUCAUCUUCUGAAUGAAAAAUGGAAAAAUUAACUAGUAUUGGUUCAAAUGCAAGUUAAGCGCAAGGAAAAAAUGUUUGUCCCCUAACAUUUCUAGUUUUUUUUUUUGGUUGAAUUUAAUGUAUUUUUCUAAUUGAAAUCAUGUACACAUGUGGACAAUUUCUUGUGCAAGUUUGUUCUUGGAUAUUUGGUUAAGUCUUAAUUCAGAAUUUUUGUGACAGUUCUAAUAUUA